AUGCGCCUCACACAGAUGAACAAAGUGCGCAAGUAUUUGCAGGGGCGUACAGGAGCAAUUCACUACAAGCAGCCGAGAAUGUACAAGAAGAUGAAAUUGACAGAUGAAGAAAUUAGAAAUUUGCUUGAGAGUUCAGACAAUGAAUUUAGUGGUGAACUAUCCGAAAGCUCAAGCAAUGAAACUGAAGAUGUAGUCAUGGAAAUUCCAGAUCAAGUAGUUUCUGACAGCAGCGAGUUGGAUGAAAGUGAACAGGAUAUUCAACCAACAAGAAGACGACCCAGGCCGAAAGAACAAAUUCAUCAACUUGAAAAAGACAUGGUGGUCCCGUCAAGUAUGAUAUGGAAGAGAAGCCCUUACGUAAAUCAAAGGAGGAGGUCUGUUGCUAACGUAAUGAGAACCCCGAAAGGAGCUAAGCCAGGGAUAAAACCUGAUACUCCAGAAGACGAGAUUGAUGACAGUUUGUCUUCAGAUGAAGACGAGAAUGAUGUUGAAGGUGUUGCUUCAAAUCCAGCAGCUGUGCCGUAUCCGAAAGACAGUGAGUGGACUGCAGUUGACACCUACCGACCUCUGCCUGUCAACACGACACCCAGGCAGAUACUAGUGGAUAUUGAUGAGUCGAGUUCUGUACUGGAUUGCAGUAAAGUGUUCCUUACUGACAGUGACGUAAAUGAACUCAAGAGACAGACAAAUUUGUAUGCAUCACAGACAAUACAGAAGAAAAGAAGAGGAAAUAAUCUGAAGCCCCAUUCAGUUUUGAGUUCGUGGAAGCCAGUGACUAUAAGUGAGAUGAGGCGUUUCUUGGGUAUUAUUUUCCACAUGUGUGUUUCGAAAAAGCCAAAAAUUGCGGACCAUUGGAGCACUAAUCCUGUUCUUAGUUGUAACUUUUGUCCCCAUGUCAUGAGCCGUUUGCGUUUCACUCAGAUACUGUCAUGCUUGCAUCUUGUUGACAAUUCAAAUCAGAAAAAACCAGGCGAAGAUGGAUUUCAUCCACUUUACAAAGUUUUGCCAUAUUAUAAUAAUUUGAAGGAGCGAUGUAUCCAGGCAUAUCGUCCCUCAGAAAAAGUGACAAUUGAUGAAGGAAUUUGCCCAUUUCGAGGUCGUGUGAGUUUCCGUGUUUACAUGCAAAAUAAGCCUCAUAAGUAUGGACUGAAAGUAUAUGCUGUUGCUGAAGCCAGUAGUGGCUAUGUUGUAAAUUUUGAAGUUUAUGCUGGUAAGCAUAUUGUUGACAAUUCUUCGUCUGCGGUUAUUUUGCGAUUGUUGUCUGACAGCAGCUUGCUGAACAAAGGCCACACUGUGUAUUUAGAUCGAUUUUAUUCCAGUCCAGAGCUAUUUCAGCAACUGGCAGAGAAAGGCACUGGAGCUGUUGGUACUGUGAACAAAUCCAGGAAAGGAUUGCCUAAAGAUUUAGUAUCUGCUAAGCUGAAAAAGGGCGAAAUGUCUUUUCGGCGUAAAGAUAAUGUAUUGGCAAUGAAGUGGAAAGAUAAGAGAGAUGUGUAUACAUUGUCUACAAGGCAUCAAGCAACAUUUGGUACGCAUACUAAGAGAAAUGGGUCUGUAGUAUUGAAACCACUUCAGGUACUUGAUUACAACCUCAAUAAAAUUGGAGUGGAUAUUGGAGACCAACGCCUGCAGUACAAUCCGUUCCAGCACAGAACUGUGAAAUGGUGGCGAAAAUUAUAUUUCCAUUUGCUGCUUAUGGGAGUAUCAAAUGCAUUUUGGCUGUACAAUGCAGUGCACAGGAAGAAAAUUACAAUAACAGACUUUAUAACAGUGCUUGCAGUUCAGCUUGUUGAAGACGACACACUUGAAUUCAUUCCAAGAAAUGAAGGAACUGUAGGUCGGCUAACAAAGAGACAUUUUUUGCAGCACAUACCUGCAACUACUAAGAAGUAUGCUGCUCGUGUGUGUCACGUGUGCAGUUCCAGGAGCAAGAAACAGAGUGGCAAGGCUUCUCGCAAAGAGACACGAUACGAAUGUGAACAGUGUGGCGUUGCACUCUGCCUGGAACCUUGCUUUAAAAUUUUCCACACUAAAAAACAAUAUGAUUCUGUGUGA
Molecule: messenger RNA, 2055 nt
Organism: Schistocerca serialis cubense
Lineage: Eukaryota; Metazoa; Arthropoda; Insecta; Orthoptera; Acrididae
Product: piggyBac transposable element-derived protein 4-like
Exons: 4
Coding region: 1-2055 (684 amino acids)
Source: RefSeq, a predicted model, not a curated record